Strongylocentrotus purpuratus (purple sea urchin) is the source of this 5857-nucleotide messenger RNA. It is a transcript of the gene rab14, whose product is annotated as ras-related protein Rab-14. The transcript is spliced from 7 exons. Gene Ontology annotation, molecular function: GTPase activity; GTP binding. The record is from RefSeq and is a predicted model, not a curated record. Gene Ontology annotation, biological process: phagosome maturation; endocytic recycling; Golgi to endosome transport. NCBI's taxonomy places the organism in Eukaryota, Metazoa, Echinodermata, Echinoidea, Camarodonta, Strongylocentrotidae. Bases 226 to 873 code for a protein of 215 amino acids. Gene Ontology annotation, cellular component: Golgi apparatus; recycling endosome; phagocytic vesicle.
CAUAGACUUGCCAUAGCCGCCAUAUUGAACGAUUGGCCAAUGACUGUUGUAUGAUGAACGCCUCUUCCUCAUAAAACGACAUCUGUGUUGAACCUUUUAAAUGUGAUCUGUUCAUUAAUGAGUUGAUGUAGGCGAUUUAAAGGACUAUUUUACCGUUGCUUAACACAUCCUCCUGCCAAAUAGGUCAAUAAUUUAUCUUCAAAUCGGCGAAUUGUACAUCUCAUCAUGGCGGCGGGGCCAUAUAACUACUCUUAUAUCUUCAAGUAUAUCAUUAUAGGAGACAUGGGUGUCGGCAAGUCAUGUCUCUUACACCAGUUCACAGAGAAAAAAUUUAUGGCAGAUUGUCCUCACACAAUUGGUGUAGAGUUUGGAACAAGGAUAAUUGAAGUUUCCGGACAGAAAAUCAAGUUACAAAUAUGGGAUACGGCAGGACAGGAGAGAUUCAGGGCGGUGACUAGGAGUUACUACAGAGGAGCUGCCGGAGCAUUAAUGGUCUAUGACAUCACAAGACGAAGCACAUACAACCAUCUCAGUAGUUGGCUUACCGAUGCCAGAAAUCUUACCAAUCCAAACACAGUAAUAUUUCUUAUUGGCAACAAGAGUGAUUUAGAGGCACAACGAGACGUCACGUACGAAGAGGCAAAGCAAUUUGCAGAAGAAAAUGGACUACUGUUCUUAGAAGCCAGUGCCAAGACUGGUGACCAUGUAGAAGAAGCAUUCCUGGAUACUGCCAAAAAGAUCUACCAAAACAUCCAAGAUGGAAGUCUCGAUCUGAACGCCGCCGAGUCGGGAGUCCAACACAAACCCGCCGCUCCACGUAGCAAUCAACUUAACACUGACCAACAGCCUGGUAAAGAAGGCUGUGCGUGCUAACAGCGUCUCGUCAUCGUAGCUUCCGCCGCCUCUUUCUUUCUUUCUCUCUUGUCCAUCUGUCUAUCUGUCGAGGGUGACUCUACGUCACUUAUCUUCAAUGCUCACAGGUCUCAUUGGUUUUCAGUUUGGGAAUAGAGAGGGUUUUUACAAUUGAGAUAUAAAUGAUAAUGAAAUGAAUUAUUGAAAUGUCACAGACUCUCUAGGUGAUACUCUCAACUCUUUAUCUGCCACUUGGUGAAACCCAAUAUUGCCACACUAUUUGGAGUAUAUUGUGUGUGUGCCAAAUGUUGACUAUGGCAGUCCAUUGUUUGUUCCAAUGUUCGGUCAUAGUAGAAAAAGGGUUAAAGACAGAGAUGUUAUUGGCAUUUUGAAUACACUGACAGGUUUUAUUUGUAGUUAUACAUGUAGACUUGGUAGGUAGAUAGAAGAAGCAUGAAAAGGUACAUGUAAAUUGUUCUUCCAUAUGAAUUUCUGUUUUUAAAUUACAACAUCAAGAAAGAAACAACACUUUUUUGUAAUGGUAGAAUUCUCAUACCUAGUUUGAGUGAUAUGUCCUUUUAAUUGGUACUGUAAUACUGAUACUACCUGGAAGAUCACUUUAUUUGGGGUUUCAGCCAAUGAGAUGACUAAUUCAGUCUGAUCUACUCAAUCUACUCGCUUCAUGUGUGAAAGUAUUUUUGCAGGGAUGUAAACAUUUUGUGUAUGUGACACAAUACUGUUUUGAUUCUGGCUUUCUUCUUCUUUCUUACAUUAGAAAAAAAAAAGAACGAUAUAGAUAUAUAUCCAAAUGUCACAAUGUGAUUUCUUUUCCAUUCAAUAUGUAGGAUUCAAUUUAUAUUUGUUUGAUUGGGGCAAUAUGACCCAGAUAAAUACCAUAGUGCAUACCACAUGAUUUUUUUUUCUGCAAUACAAAAUUCAUGAACCUUUUGAAAUUGAUUUAUGCCUGGAUGACUUUUCAGCUUUUUGAAAGUGGAAAGUAUUUCAUUUUAGCCUGUAAGACUCGUGAGCAUUGAAGAUAUUUGUGUGUUUGAAUCCUCAGAAUUCUGUUUCUCAAAUAUUAUGGUAUGGAAAGAGAAAAAAGACACCUCUUUUGUUGACUUCGCUCAACUCAACGCAAGACAGUCUGAUCGGCAUUCUGUUUGCUCUUUUUCUUUUUCAUUCAAAUGCAAUAUGUGUACAUUACUUAAUCAUAUGAUUUGUCAGAACGUGGUGACUUGUGUAGACUCCUUUGUUAGUAAUCCCGUUACAUGUGCAGUAACCCAAAUUAUCAGAGGAUUUUGAUUCAUACGAGCACUGCAGAAUGGAGUAUACAGCAGUGGAGUGAACAAAAGAGGUUUAGAUUUCUUUAAUUUUUUUCAUUUUCCGGUGGUUUAAUUACGUUCUUUGAUUAGAUAAGUAGCAUGUAUAGUUGUUCAGUAAAUGGUGUGAUGUGCUACAUUUCUUAGCAUUGUGUUAUUAAUAUUGAUGAAUAGAAGGAGAUUGCCCUUCGCCGGUCCACGAUCGGCACUUCAUAGACUGUACAUUCAGCGCAGAGCUUAUUAUGAGAAACCUAUUGUAUUGUGUAAAUACUUAUAUAUAUUAUAUAAAUGGUACUUGUAGCAAUGAGCUGCGUCCCCAUUGCUGCGAUCUUAUCGGUUGGGCUGCUCUUCGCAGGGGUACAUUCACAUUGCCAAGUAUGUAUUGUUGUACAGAGCAUGUGUACUCUUGUGUACCUGAUGCUCUACAUGCAACUCAUCAGUUUACAUGUGUAUGCAGUGUAGCAAGGGGACUGGUCCAGCCUGACAGUGUUGCAUCACAAAUGCGGUGAUCGUGGGAACAGCUUCAAAAGGGAUGUGUAAAUCAUGGCUUUGCCAAUCUGUAGAAAACUGUGCUGUCUUUUUGUACACUUGACUUAACAGAGAAGUAAAUUACCAAACAUUUUGUAUGAUUAGCUUAGCGACGGAUUAUAUAUAUUUCAAGAUAUGUUAGGUUGUGGAACAACAUGUAAUGAACACAUUCUCAAGACAUAUUGCACAUGACUUAUAUAGUUUUAAUCCUGUUUAUCUGUACAUAGAUUUUCACUAGUCCAAAGUAGAAAAGAAUACACCGAAAAAUUUAUUUCUUAACAAAAUGUUCCUACCAUUUUCUCUGAUAUUUGACUAAUUUCGUGUGUAAUUAUCAUUAAGGAGAGUUCACUAUUACAGGCUGUUUUACUCUAUCACACUUUUGAAAUUCUCAGUAUCUUUUCUUCUAUAUACUUACCUUGCCUGUCUUAAAUUUUGGCUGUAUAAUACACGAAUAUCUCAUUUACUAACACUGCUUUAAUAUUUAAUUGCAUCUUUUAAAAUGCAAUUAAUAUAUAUGUUUAUUUGGUGAUGCAUGAUAAUACAAAUGGACAUUCCAAAGUUUACUUAUGUCAGAAAUGAAUGGACACAAGUAAUAUAGCUGUUUAUUGUACUUGAUGUAGUAAGAUUUGUUACAGUUAUAUUGUGGUUGAUUUGGUUGCACAAUUUUGUGAAUUGACAAACUACAGAUGAAUUAACAUGGGGAUUCCCCUUACAAAAGAAUGAAUGACCUUUGAUCUCAAGAUUUAAUUCAUCAAGGUAACCAUGAUGCUGGUAUAACCCACCAUUAUCAGGAGCUUUAUUUUGUGAUCAAUUUUAUGACCUUCCAAUUUAUCAAGAAAAUCUCAAAUUUAGUAAAUAGCUUUGACCGUUGAAUGUUGGCAUCCAUCCAUAUCUGAUUGUGAACAUGUGAGAGAAAAUAGAAGUCAAAUAACUUUGCUUUUAUAAAGUAAGAUGCUUUAAGAAUCUGUGCACCUACAGUUUGUUGAAAUUAACACCAAGUUUGAGUAGCAUCAUUAUGAGCAUGUAUCGUUUCUGCUGGCAUCAAGUUGGUGUUAUUAAUAGCAACUCAGCUUCUCUUGUAAUUGCUUAUUAUACACACUCUACUUAGGAAUUGCUUUGAAAAAUACAUUAUUAAGUUCAGUGGAAAACAAGGAAACAAGAUGCGGUAAACAACAUUUUAUAUCCAUUCAAUGCAUAUUGUCAAACUUAUCAGCAUCUCUGCAUUUCUCUCUCUGUCUCUCUGUCUCUCUGUCUCUCUCUCUCUCUCUGUCUCUGUCUCUGUCUCUCUCUCUCUCUCUGAAUCUAACCUAGGUGGUCAUGUAUUUAGCUUUUCUCAAAUUUUCUUAGUCUCGGUUCAUCCAUGCAUCCAUACUGCGAACAUGCUCUUUAAAAAAAUUAUUGCUUAUAUUCUGAAAUCAAAACCUUACUGCAGAUUUUCCUGCUCAACAAACAGAUAAGGGUUAUUAUCUUCAAUAGGUCAUAGUGUAGUCUUAUCAUUUCCUUCAUAGCUGAUUACAAUGUAUAUUCUCGUACUUGUGUUGAACCCAUUGUCUGCAGCUGUCUACCGUCAUGUCUUGUGGCAUUCAUAAAGUGUAGUUCCAACGAAUACUGCUUGAAUUUUUAUUGACAUUCUGGUGUAAGCUGUAAUUAAAAAAUUAAAAAAAAUUAUAACAUUUCAAAGAUGCAUCAUGCAGCCUUCAUCUAGGAUAUUCUAACUCAUCUAAACCCUUCAGUAUACUGACUGUUCUCUUUCAUUUUCAACGAGAAAGAAAAGAGCUUAUGGCUUUGAAUACACUUGUGCAUUGACAAGAAAUGCACAUGGGUAUGAAUACAAUUGUGCAUUGAAAAGAAGCUACCAAGAAACUUAAUUACCGGUAUGUACGAAGGAAGGGCUACCUCAUGUAUCAGUAGUUAGAAUUAUAUUUGAUUUGUUAUGACUGCAAUUUUUGUUUCUUCCUUUAAGGCAUCUCUUUUUCUAAAUUUAGGAAAAUCUUUUGAUGAAAAGUGGAGAAAUUGUUGGUACCAUUGCCACGAUAAGUUCCAUGACAACAUCAAGCUUUAACUGCUGAGAGGCACCAACAUUUUUGUAUGAAAUAUGCGAAAAUUUGUGGAAUGUGCUAGCAGUCUUGGUCAAUAAAGAGCACAUGGGUAAUAAAUGAGAAGUUUGGAGUUAGUUCCUUCUAGUCUUAAAGUGAUCAGCGUACUGAUGAUUUUAGAUGUAUGUUGUGCUGUAUGCGCUAGAGGGUACUAUGUAACAAAGACAUAAAGUGAAGAUAUAUGGUGUUGAAUUGUAGCAUGAUGAUUACUUCAAAUUCUACAGGGAUACUCAGCAUGAUCCAUAAGUGAGGAUAUACUGCUAAGGAUCUUAUAAUAUGGGAUGGUUUUAAUUUGUUUCACUUGUUUCAAACCAAUUAAUAUAUGAGGUAACAUUCCAAUAACAUUGAUUACAUAAUUAAUAUAAGUCCUGUUGGAAAUAGCUUGAAUGUACACCCAUCGAAACAUCCUCAUAAUGUUUGUGUCCUGAAAUGACUCCUGAAAGAAGGUAGUCCUCUAUAAAUUCACUACUUUACUCUCAUCAUAACUAAUUUAUUUGUUGUAUCAUUAUAUUAUUGGUUUUCCUUCUUUAUUUUCAUGAUAUAAAUCCUGUAUUAGUACUCCCGAUCCCUUCUGUGUUUCAUACAUUAUUCAUAUUAUAAAGAAAGUAAGUAAAGGCAGUGUAAUGAUUUGUAGAAUAUAUUUUGUUGACUAAUAUAUUUGAACUGGUUUUAUUGGUAAUGGACAGUAAAUAAUUGAAUAUUAGGCUCCCGGUAUGUACUUUGUAUUUUAUAGAAACCACAUUAUUGAAUAUGAUGCAAAUGUGUUUGUUUAGGUAACCUUAAUUGAAUUUGUCUCCUUGUGGAUAUUUCUUUUUAUAUAUGGCAGAGAAUAGUGGUUGGUUUAGAUGUAAAAUAUUGAUUGGGUGUGAAAGAGUAUUUUAACAUUUUCUUUAUUAUGCACCCGUCAGCCCAGCCGCCCCCUACCACUCCAAGUAAACAUUUGUGGAUUCAAAAAGUGUAUAGUGAGCAAUUUAUGUGUGUAUGAAAUACAUUUAUUAUUAAAUGGUAUUAAAUUGAUGAUUCUGUGACAUAAUAACAAAUUAAAAGAUACAUUGAGACGAA